Messenger RNA from Menidia menidia (Atlantic silverside), 723 nucleotides. The record is from the annotation of a GenBank genome assembly. NCBI's taxonomy places the organism in Eukaryota, Metazoa, Chordata, Actinopteri, Atheriniformes, Atherinopsidae.
UUGGUGCUUGACCGAGAAUACGAGACCAGCUCCACCGGUGAGGACAGCGCGCAGGACAGCCAGCGCAGCCGCAUACCCGCCAAGCACAACAGCCAAGUUAACGUUAAUGGAAGCAUCUAUGUGGCCCAGAACGGCUCCAUCAUUCGCACACGCCGAUCGGUGAACACGACAGGGCCCACAACCACCUCAAACAACAACACCAAACUGAGCUCUCCCGUCUUCAGCUCUCGGCUGGCCAAGCACUUUAAAAAACUGGACAAAAUGGCAGCCACGCUGGAGGAGAGAGCCCCCCUGAGCUGCCCCAGAAAGACAGUGGAAGCUGGAUCCAGCACGUUGCACACCUUCCAAAGUUUCAGAAAGGUCAACUCCAUGACAGCUGCUUCCUCUUUCUGUAACUCUGACAACAACAAAAUGUCCGAUGUCUUAAAUUCUCGACAAUCCAGCGCGUCUUUGGGGUCAACCAGCAACAGCAUCGCGGGCCCGGAAGGCUCAGCGUCCAAGCCUGACCUUCUCAGGGCAGCUUGCAACACCAUGGAGCGAGGAGAGAGCACAGAAGAGAGCGAUGAGUUGAAAGGAGAGAGCGAGUCGAGGAUCGACGACAGCAGCACCGAGGUGGUUGGCAGAGAGCCGCUGGAGUGCCAGAGUGACAGGACACAGUCGGAUGAGGAAGAGCUGUGGAUGGGGCCGUGGAACAGCCUCCACAUACCCAUGACCAAGCUCUGA